Molecule: messenger RNA, 1155 nt
Organism: Erythranthe guttata (spotted monkey flower)
Lineage: Eukaryota; Viridiplantae; Streptophyta; Magnoliopsida; Lamiales; Phrymaceae
Product: (+)-neomenthol dehydrogenase
Cellular component (GO): membrane
Molecular function (GO): oxidoreductase activity, acting on the CH-OH group of donors, NAD or NADP as acceptor
Source: RefSeq, a predicted model, not a curated record
CAUAUAUAUAAUAUUUCUGAUUUGUGUACUCCAUGCAUACACGUGGGCCUAAAUCCCCCAAAUUUCUAGUUUAAAUUAAACCCUCCAUAAUCCAAAAUAAUAAUCACAAACACACGACUAAUUGAGCUGAAGCUUCCAAUUCCAUCAAUGGCGGAAGUUAACAAGAAAUGUGCUGUUGUUACUGGGGCAAACAAAGGAAUUGGGCUAGAGAUUUGCAGGCAGUUAGCAUCUGAGGGUAUUACCGUAAUUUUGACAGCUCGUGAUGAACAAAGAGGGCUUGCAGCUGUCGAAACACUCAAAGGUUCUUCUGGCAUUUCUGAUGAUGACGUCAUCUUUCAUCAGCUAGCUGUCACUGAUUCAGCAAGUAUCGAUUCCCUCGCUCAAUUUAUCAAUUCUCGAUUUGGAAAGCUUGAUAUAUUGGUGAACAAUGCAGGGAUCGGUGGAGCCUUGGUCGAUGCUGAUGCUCUGAGAGCUUCGACUGAAGCUGCUAGUGGGGCUGGAGGGGCAAAAAUCAACUGGAAUGAGAUAAUGAGUCAAACGUACGAGUUAGCAGCAGAGUGCCUUGAGACAAAUUAUUACGGUGCCAAAAGAACCACCGAAGCACUGCUUCCCCUUCUUCAGCUUUCCGAUUCUCCUAGGAUCGUCAAUGUUUCCUCUUCAAUGGGAAAGCUCAAGAACUUACCGAACGAAUGGGCAAAAGGGAUACUGAACGAUGUUGAAAAUCUAACAGAAGAAAGAAUCGACGAGGUUUUGAAUGUGUUCCUUAAAGACUUCAAAGAGGGGUUGUUAGAAGACAAAAAAUGGCCUCGGUAUUUUGCUGCGUAUAUAGUCUCUAAAGCAGCCAUGAACGCCUACACGAGAGUUGUUGCCAAGAAACACCCGAGUUUUCAUAUUAACUGCGUCUGCCCCGGAUUUGUUAAAACCGAUAUGAACUACGGUACGGGUGUGUUGAGUGUAGAAGAAGGUGCAGAAAGUCCAGUGAAGCUGGCUUUGAUGCCUCAUGAUGGACCUUCUGGAAUGUUCUUUGUUAGGAAGGAAGUUUCUUCUUUUGAGGAAUAAUGAGUCUGGAUUUUGAAAAUAUGUAAACUUUUUUUUCUUUAAUAUCUAUAUAUAAUUGGCAAGAAGAUAUAUAAAGUCAACCAAAUUCGAAUUUCA